Mercurialis annua (annual mercury) is the source of this 2390-nucleotide messenger RNA. Its product is annotated as transcription factor MYB124. The record is from RefSeq and is a predicted model, not a curated record. Bases 452 to 1840 code for a protein of 462 amino acids. Gene Ontology annotation, biological process: regulation of DNA-templated transcription. Gene Ontology annotation, molecular function: DNA-binding transcription factor activity, RNA polymerase II-specific; RNA polymerase II cis-regulatory region sequence-specific DNA binding. Gene Ontology annotation, cellular component: nucleus. The transcript has 11 exons. Lineage: Eukaryota; Viridiplantae; Streptophyta; Magnoliopsida; Malpighiales; Euphorbiaceae.
CGGAAGAGAGAGAAAGGAAGAAUAGGAAUUCAAAAAAGGGAAAUAUGUAGAAAGAGAAAGAAAGAAAACGAGACAGAUCAUCAUUCAUUCAUUCAUUCACUCACAAUUUCCAAUUUCUACUCUUUUUCUUUUUUACUUUCUUUUUCAUCUCUACAUUUCUGUUCUUCUCUACCAUGUAUUCCCAGCAAUUACAAUAAUACUGAUACAUUAACACUUAUACUCCGAUUCCUCGAUUUCUGAGCAAUAAUAGCCCUUUGGUACUUGAGCUACUGCCCUUUUCUUUCAAUAUCAGAAAGUUAGAAUCCAAGAAAAACAACAACCCCGUUGUGUUUGAACUCACCACUGUUAUGUAAAAGAGGUGGCUUUUUCAAAAAUACUUUUUUAAAUUUUUUAGAUUUUUGUGUUGAUAAAGUGAGGAGGGAGCGUGGUGGUAGAGAGGGAGCAAGAAAAAAUGGAAGAAACCAAGAAGAAGGAGAGACAUGUGGUUACAUGGAGUGAGCAGGAGGAUGAUAUUCUCAGACACCAAAUUAGUGUCCAUGGAACUCAAAAUUGGGCCAUUAUUGCUUCCAAGUUCAAAGAUAAGACUACCAGACAGUGUAGAAGAAGAUGGUAUACAUAUUUGAACUCUGAUUUCAAGAAGGGGGGCUGGUCACCAGAGGAGGAUUUGUUGUUAUGUGAGGCUCAGAAAAUAUUUGGCAACAGAUGGACAGAAAUAGCAAAAGUUGUCUCUGGCAGAACGGAUAAUGCUGUGAAGAAUAGGUUCUCUACUCUGUGCAAGAAGAGGGCAAAAUACGAAGCUAUGGCUAAAGAGAAUAAAAAUUCGUAUCUCAACUCUAAUAACAAAAGAAUCAUAUUCCACAAUAAAUUAAAUGCAUCGCCUGCUAAAAAAACAAGAAAGACCGAUAUCGGUGAUGAACCAGAAUAUUGCAAAUUAGCAAAUAGAUCGCACCUACUAGGUGGAAAUCAGCAGCCUAGGCCGCCAUUUGCAGUAUUGGCUCAAAAUGUUCUCAAUGUUAAUCUUGCUGCUCAGCACAGUGCCAUUGAUGCCAAAGAGGUCUCCCUUGAUGCAGCUCAAAACAGUAAUAUCGAAGGAACAUUUCUCAAAAAAGAUGAUCCAAAGAUAUAUGCUCUCAUGCAACAAGCAGAGCUUCUCACUUCACUUGCACUGAAAGUUAAUACAGAAAAUACAGAUCAGAGUCUCGAAAAUGCUUGGAAGGUUCUUCAAGAUUUUCUGAAUCAGAGCAAGGAAAACGAUGUUCUUGGAUUUAAAAUAUCUGACAUUGAUUUUCAACUUGAAGACUUUAAAGACUUGAUAGAGGAUUUAAGGAGUAGUUGUGAUGGGAGUCGGCCGUCCUGGAGGCAACCUGAUCUAUAUGAGGACUCUCCAGCCAGCUCUGAAUACAGUACAGGAUCAACUACAAUGCCUUGUACAGCCAUUGACAAAACAAAACAAGCUCAGGCUGAAACUGGUGAAGCGCAUGAGGAUGUUGAGGAUGAAAUGCAAUCAGUAAACGUGGAAGAGAAAAAUGAUGUCGGUGAAUGUGCGAAAAAAAUUAUUUCUCGUGCAAGCAUAAGUCAAGGAGAGUUACUUCCAUCUUUGGAUGAGGAGAAAAACAAUGACAUAGUUGUUUCCGCGUCAUCAAGCAGAGAAUUCAGCUCACCUCUUCAAGUUACCCCACUUUUCAGAUCCUUAGCAGCAGGGAUUCCCAGCCCAAAAUUUUCAGAAAGUGAAAGGAACUUCCUACUAAAAACACUUGGAGGGGAAUCUCCUUGUCCCAAUCCAAGUACUAAUACUAGUCAACCACCACCUUGCAGAAGAGCCCUCCUCCGAAGUCUAUAAAAAAGUAAAAAACGAAUUCUCUGAAUCAUUUUCAUACCUCAUCCCGAGUCUCUAGGGACAUCACUCAUAUAUUAAGGUUUUAUUUAUUUCUUGUUAAAAGUUAGUUUUGUAGGACUCCAGAGUUUUUUUAGUCAAAACUCAUCGUCUAGAAUGCAAAGGGUGCAUUCUAGCAUCUCGGACACAUCUAAUAAAGUGAUCCGAGCUCACUUUUUUUUUUUCCCAACUAGACAUACUCACAUUUAGAGUGCUGCGUGUGUCAUUCUUUUGUUUGUCUUCAUUUGGUUUCGAUCCAGUUUUGGGCCUUUGAUUCAUCGUCAUCUGUACAGAACAAGUAGCGAGAGUGUAAAUCGGCAAGUCGCCUUUAUAGUUAGAAAAGCAUAAGGAAAAGAAAAGAAAAGAAACAAGGAAUAACCAGGUGAUUGGAUUCCUUUUCUGUUGGUUGAUUUGGUGUGCAUAGGGUAUAGAAUAAGUUUUAUCCCCUCUUCUGAUUUUCUAAUGUAAUACAAUUUCAUAUGAUUGGAAUGAAAAUGUGUCUUGGUUUUGGUGUGCA